AUGGAUAUUGAAAAUUCCAUUGGACAUGGGAAAUUCACAAUAGAUAGUGUUCAUCUCGGUGUUGUUAGGUCCGGAUCACAUUGUCGUCCAACAUCGUACUCCGUUUUUCGUCUGGCACUUGCCGUUUUCGAUAUUAUGGGUGGCCAGCAAAGUAGCGCUAAAAGUGAUGGAAGUGCUGCUUCAAAACAUGCUGCUGGUGAUUGCUCACUUUUCAGUGCUGGAUGUACUGAAUCAGCUGACUGGGCUGAAUCGGUAGCCGCUAUAGCGAGCGUUCACGAUAGUGAUAACAUGGAACGCCGUCCAUCAUCCGUUGAUACAUUUCGUGCACUGCAUCAGCGUGAAAGCUCAUCGUGGAGUAGUCGUGAGGAUUUGCUGUCCGCAUCGAUGGGUGGAGGUGACGAUGCGACUUCGCCUUUAUUCAUCACACUUUAUGAUUUUCAUGGUGUUGGUGAAGAGCAGCUUUCAAUACGAAAAGGUGACAUGGUUCGGGUGAUUGGUUACAACAAGGCAGGAGAAUGGUGUGAAGCACGUCUUGCGGCUACUCGACAAUCCGAUUUAGCAAGUCAAAAGCGAAUUGGACAAAUUGGCUGGGUGCCAAGUAGCUAUAUCGCUCCUCUCAACUCACUUGAUAAACAUAGUUGGUAUCAUGGGAAGGUGUCGCGCAGCGAAUCGGAGUAUAUUUUGGGUAGCGGAAUCAACGGGUCAUUUCUUGUUCGUGAAUCGGAGACCAGCAUCGGACAAUAUUCGAUUUCUGUUCGAAAUGAUGGUCGAGUUUACCACUAUAGGAUUAACGUGGACGCGAAUGAUAGGCUAUACAUCACACAAGAUGCAAAAUUUAAAACUUUGGGUGAAUUAGUUCAUCAUCAUAGUGUCCAGGCAGAUGGUCUGAUUUGUAAUCUGUUAUUUCCUGCUCCUAAAAAGGAGAGACCUCCAUGUGUUUUCUCGUUAAGUCCAACUCAACCAGACGAAUGGGAGGUGGAACGUACGGAAAUUGUCAUGCACAAUAAAUUAGGCGGCGGUCAGUAUGGCGAUGUUUACGAAGGAUACUGGAAACGCCAUGAACGGACUGUUGCUGUGAAAACUUUGAAGGAAGAUGCAAUGGCUUUACAUGAUUUCCUAGCCGAAGCUGCUAUAAUGAAAGAUCUUCAUCACAAGAAUCUUGUACAGUUACUAGGGGUUUGCACACGAGAAGCACCUUUCUACAUAAUCACCGAGUAUAUGUGUAACGGUAAUUUGUUAGAAUAUCUAAGAAAAUCGGACCGAUCGAAGUUACCACCGACGGUGUUGAUGUAUAUGGCUACUCAGAUCGCAUCAGCAAUGGCUUAUUUGGAGUCGAGGAACUUUAUUCAUAGAGAUCUCGCAGCUCGGAAUUGUCUUGUUGGCAGCGAAAAUGUUGUAAAAGUAGCAGAUUUUGGCUUGGCACGUUUUAUGAGAGAAGAUACGUACACAGCUCACGCGGGUGCAAAAUUCCCGAUCAAAUGGACAGCUCCUGAAGGGCUCGCCUUCAAUACAUUCAGUACAAAAAGCGAUGUUUGGGCCUUCGGAGUCUUGCUUUGGGAAAUUGCAACGUAUGGUAUGGCACCAUAUCCCGGAGUGGACUUAUCGAAUGUUUAUUCUUUGCUCGAAAAAGGAUUCCGCAUGGAUUCGCCGCCUGGAUGCCCACCUAGUGUCUAUCGUCUGAUGCUACAGUGCUGGAUUUGGUCUCCUAGCGAUCGACCGCGAUUUCGUGAUAUACAUGCGAGUUUAGAAUCACUGUUCCCACAUUCCAACAUUGAUGAAGAGGUGGAUCGCCAAUUGGAAAAAUCCCGUCUCACUUCCCAACGUCGCUCCCGUCGCAGCGAUGUCGUUCCCGUAUCAGCGGUACGAUUCCAAGACACAAAUAAUCGACGCUCCUUCAGUGGAGCUGGCGCUUCUCAAAGAGCUUCCGCAGAAGUAUUUCCACCACCUCCGCUGCGAUCUUCGCAUCAUGAGUCAUCGCUACAGGAAUCAGCUCAACCAUCUCUUUCAUCGUUCCGCGAUCCAACUGCUGAUCAGCUUCGACCAACUCCACGUCAUCUACCGCUUCCAACUCCUCCACAAUCCUCUAAGCCCAAGUUGCUGAAGACAGCACUGAGCAACGCAUCUCAUUCAAUGGAUCGCGGACAAGGCAAUGAAGAGGUCCUUAUUUCACCACUUGCGGAGAAGAAUCUCCGGAAGGCCAUAAGUCGUUUUGGAACGUUGCCAAAAACUGAUCGAAUAGAUGCAUAUUUGGAAUCGAUGAAGAGGGAUCAACCAGACAACUCGGAUGUUGGUGACGCGGAAUCUACAGGAAUGGGCCAUGCCCUCUCUGAUGAUUCUUUGGAUGAGCUUCCUAUUCCUGAUCCUAUGGAGGGCAAGAGCCAGGUGCUAGUACAGUUGAAGUCCCGCCUAAAGAAAACUUCAUCGGAAUCACCAGUUUCUCCGGAAUCUAGCCAGUUUACGAGUAGUCCACCUGAGUCUUCUGCGCCACGAUCGAGUAAGCUUGUUGUCACUCGUCCAGCUCCAGAACCUCCUACUCGCUCCAACGCGGCAUCUUUACCAGUCCUUCCUAAGACGGAUAGUGGCAAGAAGAAAGUGGACAAGGUGGAUGGAUUUUGUCAAACGGAUUCGCAAACCACCGGUUGGAAGCCUAGACGGUCAGCAAAGCGCGGUCCUCUUGAAAGGCGCGAAGGAAAACUCGGCGAUGAACUGGCAGAAGGUGAACUAAAGGCCAGGAUUCGAACGUUACGUCAUGUUGAAAAACCAGAUGAUAAGAGCACGUCUGAAUUUGUUGCAAACUCAGCCGAUGAAACUGCCUCUACGUCAUCAGCAUCCGCGCCCGAAGUAGCUCGAGUUAGACAGCUUAUCACUCAGAAGGUUGCACCGCUACAGCAUCAUCGGCCCUUCUCUGUGCAGGCCUCCUCUGAUGAUUCGGACUCGUCCGCAUCCACCCUAGCAGUGAAUAUGAAGCAUGUAGAAAAACGAAACGGUGGCUCGGACUCUGACGGACCUCGCCCAUUCAGCACACUCCAAAGACCGAAGCUCAGAGAAGUAGUAUCGAAAGAUCGUGUUCCUUCCGCUAACGAAGAGCUCGAUUCGGGCAUGGUUCGCACUCAAUCGUUGAGAGACAUCACGACGAAAUUUGAGAAACUCACAGCGGCUCCGACUAAAACUCCAAUCUCAGUUCGCGGUGGACUUGUUGGGACAGCUGCGAACAAACGCUUUUCUCUUCUGGAAUCUAAGCCACAUUCCUCAUCUGUUACAUCAGAGACGAGUCCCAGUAGUAGUCCGGACGAUGUGGUUGCUACACCGCUGUCUAGUUGUGAACAGCAAAGUGUAAGUAAGGAAUCACUACUGGCCUUAUAUCGCACUCUCGAAGGAUGUAUGCGUGAUCUUCGCAACGAAAGAGUCGGACGCGUAACGCAGACAUCUCGUACUGACUCUCGACUUGCGAUGCUGAUCCGACUUAGCGACGUCAUGCAACAAUUUCACUCAACCUGUGCCAUCUACGCUGAACAAAUCACUCCGCAUAGUAAAUUCCGAUAUCGUGAGCUAUUAAAUCGUCUGGAAGUGUUUGUACGCCAGUUACGUACAUGCGCAUCCGGAUCGGCAAAUAAUCCAGACUUUGCUGAAUCACAUAUCCUUCCUCAAUUCGAGGUCACUUUUCGUCAAAUACUACAACUAAUCAACCGUUGA
Messenger RNA from Necator americanus (New World hookworm), 3693 nucleotides. RefSeq lists its product as uncharacterized. Bases 1 to 3693 code for a protein of 1230 amino acids. Lineage: Eukaryota; Metazoa; Nematoda; Chromadorea; Rhabditida; Ancylostomatidae. The transcript is spliced from 26 exons. Gene Ontology annotation, molecular function: ATP binding; protein binding; non-membrane spanning protein tyrosine kinase activity. Gene Ontology annotation, biological process: protein phosphorylation. The record is from RefSeq and is a predicted model, not a curated record.